Molecule: messenger RNA, 5312 nt
Organism: Vollenhovia emeryi
Lineage: Eukaryota; Metazoa; Arthropoda; Insecta; Hymenoptera; Formicidae
Product: large proline-rich protein BAG6
Exons: 20
Coding region: 559-4293 (1244 amino acids)
Cellular component (GO): BAT3 complex
Molecular function (GO): misfolded protein binding; polyubiquitin modification-dependent protein binding
Source: RefSeq, a predicted model, not a curated record
UAAACAAUAUCUAUUGCUAUUCAAACAUUUCCUCUAUUCUGCGCAGGUGCGCGUGUAUCAUUUCCGCCACUAGGCUUCCUCAUAGGAACUGUAGCCCCCACGUGUUGUCAGCGCUCGCCGCGUCGCUGGUAUAAGCGCAUUCUGGGUAACGUGUCUGUCGCGUCCUCCUCUCCCUGCUCCGCCUUCGUUCGCGCGACAUUGUGCAACCGCAACAUUUGUGUGGCAACGUUAUGAGACUCGCGACAAGACACGGGUCGAGCGCGAGAACGUGACGGGCCAGCGAGCGAAGCGAGCGAUCGCGCAGUGAACGGAGUCGCGGAUCGGCGAACGUUGCCCUUUGACCGUUCGUUAAACGCCCGUAUUUCUCUCUCCCUCUCUCUCCUCGUCCCGUUUCGUUUCCUCUCUGCCGUACUCGGGGAAGACUUGGAGCAACGUCGUGACAGGCCCGCCGCAGCGUGGGCCCGUGGAGUAUCCCGUGAAUAUCCCGGCGCGUCGUCGCCCGACGACAUCCCGUAGUUCACGCCGCAGCCGGGCCUCGCGUGCCACGCGCCUACGAGAAUGCUCGACCUAACAGUGAAGACCUUGGACUCGCAGAAUCACGUCUUCGCCGUGGAAGACGACCAAAUCACGGUACGCGGCUUUAAGGAGUACAUAGCAGAGUCCGUCGCGGUACCAGCCGACUCGCAGAGGUUGAUUUAUUGUGGACGAGUGCUUCAGGACGACAAGAAAUUGAAAGAUUACGAUUGCAAUGGGAAAGUUAUUCACCUGGUGCAACGCGCGCCGCCCCAACCUGGCCAACACGGGAACGACGGCGGGCAGACCCAGGGCCAGAGGCAGGGCUGGCAGAGCUCGCAGAGGCCGCAUUAUCGGGUCACGCGCACCCAAAUGCAUGGAAACGCGAUGUACCUGGGUGCCAUGUCUGUGCCAGCGGAGAUCGUCGAGGGUCAUGGAAUACCGCAAUUGAGCAAUAGCUUGUCCGGUAGUCGGCUGAAUCAUGCCGGUCGCAUGCUCGAUCGUAUAAACGAACUGAUCGAUCGACUGGACGAUCCCAGCUUACCUCUGCACCCGCCUCCGGAACUCAACCAGUCGACUGCGCAGCAGCAGCAUCAGCAUCAGCAUCACCACCAGCAUCAGCAUCAACAUCAGCAUCAGCAUCCUCAAGAGUCUGAAAUUGAACAGAACGAGAACAACGACGUUUCUAGAGAUGACGGUGCUAGACUUGCCGAGGCAGCCGCCGCCGCUAUCACAGCCGCGUUGUCAGCAGCUGGAGCGCGCGCAGUAACACUGUUCAGAGGAAGCAGUUAUAACGGUGGGAACACGAGAACUUCGAGCGAUGCAAGUGAGCGUCAGAGUGAUGUGCAACCACCACAGUCCCCGUCUCAGUCUCAAUCUCAUUCUCAAUCUCAAUCUCAAUCCCAGUCUCAAUCUCAGUCUCAAUCCCAAUCGCAAUCGCAACCGCAGCCACAGGCACAGUCGCAACAGCAACAAACACAAGCGGCUACGGAGGGAGCAACAUCGAGCAACGCUGGCCAAAGCAGACGAACUCAGCAGCAGGAGCUCCCGCGACCUCCGCAAAUGGCAGAAUUAUUGCAGAGAUUGUGCAACACUCAAGAUCGGCUGAGACCAUACUUGGAACGUUAUUGCAUGCUUACGCUUCUCGAUCCUUCGCUACCGCCCGGGACCGGACCGAACACCGUAGAGGAAAGUCAGAGAAUAGUGGACGGAGUUAGUGAAAUUCUGCACCUUAUGUCGCACAGUUGUCACGCGCUGAGUGAUAUUAUUAUUGACAUGAGUCAACCGCCACCUAGAAACUUGCGGUGCCGACCAAUAAUAGUACAACACUCGGCCAUUCUGCAGCCUGGUAUACCGAUCCAGGUAGAGGCUCAUAUCAGUUUGAACGGUCGUAGCGCUAAUAACAACAACAGUAACGACGAGACGACAGAGUCUGGUAAUCAGGCGCCGGCGGACAACGCGGAUUCGGGAACUUCGUCACGUGUUAAUACUGAGGAAGGUAAUCAAGAGCGAGACCAUGUGGCGCAGUCGCAGGAGGAACGGCCGCAACAAGAUCAAGGCCAAUCGCCUUUCGAUACAGUAUUCAAUUUGCCGAACAAUGUUGAAGUGCUGAUGGAAGUUAGUUCCGAGAGCAAUAUAGAUGCUGGAUCGAGCAAUGAACAGAACGCGUCGGGCAAUGAAAACAACAAUAACGCCCGCAGGACAAACGUAUUUCCGUUCGGCACACCACCGCCGCCGUAUUUCAUGCGAAACUUUAUGCAAGCCGUUGCCGGGCACAUGGUGCACGGCGGUAUCACCACUACUUUGAGCUCGAGAACCCCUCCCGUCACUACCGUCGGAGUGCAACAGGGUAUCUCCUCGUCGAUGGAUAGCGGAAGCACGAAUGCCGGUCAAAGCACUCAAGCACGAAGCAACACUGGUACUCAUCCUACCACCGCUACACAAACUCGAAGUACGUCACGGCCGCACGUGUUCCAUCACCAUGCUCAUCCAAUGGGUCUUGGUAUGAGUAUUGGGCUGGGUCUUGAUUUCGAUCCGUAUCUUCCGUGCAACUCGCAUCAUGUGUAUCGCUCCCCGAGUACCGCGUCCAGCAGCGCGACCGGCGUGACAACUUCCUCGCAAACAACGCGCACGACGUCGACAGCUACAGCAGACGCUCAGAAUCAAACUAAUCAAACCGCGACGACUUCGACCACGACCACCAGUGCCACUUCUACGAACGCAACAUCGGCCACGAGUGCGGAAACAGCUACUAAUAAUUCCUUCGCGAAUUUUUUGCACCACAUGUUAAGUCAGUCGGCGGGCGGUCAGUCGCAACCUAACAUCAGCAUCAAUACUCCAAAUUUGAUGGAAAGUCUUGGGAAUAUAAUGCAGAUGCUUGGUAACAACAUACACGUAGGAUUCUUGAGCGAUGGCUCAAUCGAGAAUGCUCCUACGUUGGCUGAUCUAUUCGAGGGUGGAGGACUAUCUAUGGAUCUCUUCACGUCGCACGAACCUGGUAGAGAAGAGAAUUUCCUCGUCGACCUCUUCGUAUUGCUGGCACAAACUAUGACUCUGGAUGGAUUGAUUAGAGUACGUCUCGGUCAGUGGGAGCCCAUCGCUCGUCUCCGAAGACCGCUACAAGGGUUCCUGCAGUACACGUUCUCGAACGCCUCAUCACCGGAGGCCCUUCAAGAGCAAGCGACCGAGCGUUUAAUUUCUCAACUACGACCUCACAUUCGGAAUCUCCUGGCAUCCGAGGAAGACACCAACAGCAGGGGUGGGUCUCGCAUUGACGUCUGCGCGACCAUCGAAUCGUUGAUCGCUCGCCACGAGAGAGAUAUACUUAGAAUCUUAUUCGACAACGGAGUCGACGAUGUGAGGUUCGGACAGGAUAUAUUGAGCAUUCUAAUCAAUAUGUGCAGCCAGAUCUGUACGGUACUUCGGUACUCGCUGCGCGGCGGCCAAACUGGAUUGGAGGCGAUCGCGACACGUUUCAUGCGUGACUUGAUGGACGGUGGUAAUCCCGCUCUUCUCCAGUGGGUGCUGAACGGAUUUAUCACCCACCUUCGUACUUACUUUUUGUGCGUCCCGCAACCCCCGGAUUCAGAAAUCAUACCACUUUUAGUGUACAGGGAUGCAUCUUCCCAAUCGUCAUCGGUAUCCUCGGCUUCGAGCCGGCUAUCUACACAGGCGCAACCGGAUGACGAGCCGAUGGAAACCGAGACUCUGGAGCCGCAACAACAGCAGCAGCAGCAGCAACAGCAGCAGCAACAGCAGCAGCAGCAACAACAAUCAACACGUGAAGGCUCGGUACCUGAGGAUCGAGAAGAAAUCCCGGAAACAUUCCCUGGCCACGAAGCCCUACCUUCGGAUUGGGUACCAAUUAUCGCUCGCGAUGGCGUGAGACAGCGCAGGCAGUUGCAGAUGCAGGGUGUAACGCCAAACAGCGGCGUGACGACGUUCAGCGACGCGUAUCUAGGCGGUCUGCCGAGCAAACGUCGCAAGCUGAUUGAACAGCAGAAGCCGCGGUUACUAGUCAGCCCCACGCCAAAUCAUCAUUCGACGAUAGCGGCGUCCAUGGAGCGGCUGGUCAGAGAAGGGGUCGGCCGUGCCGGCGUCGAGGAGGUCGAGGGUGCCGCCGUGGCCGUCGCGGCGGACCCUGCUGUGCGACGCGCGUUUGGUCAAGCGAUUAGGGACUGCUUAAAUCCGUACCGGUGCGGCACGCCAGACUUCCCGGACCCAUUGCGCUUCCCGAACGCGACCAAGUACUUCGCGGAUCAGGAGCGCCCGCCGAAAUAAGCCAACGGCAAGAUAUAAUAUACUGACCGCGCUACCAAAGGAGAUAUCGAGGAAUAGACAGUUGUUGUCCCGGGAGAAUCGACGCGCAAAGAACAAUUCCCUUAAAAAGAAAGAAAAAAAAAGAUUAAAUAUUAUAUAAAAAAUAUAUUUUCUCUCCCUCUUUUCUCAAUGGAAAAGGAGAGAGAGAGAGGAUAAAUACAUUUUUAACUGGCUGAUCAGUACGGGGCAAAUGUAUUUGUUGUACUAUCUAUAUGCUCAUAUCAAUAACUGCUUUGAUAGAUUCACACGUUAAUAUAGAAUUACUCUCCGGAUUAAAUUUAUAAUUAGGUAAUAUUUAGGAUCUCCCUUAAAUCGAAUUUUCCAUUAAAUGUCAAUUUCAGGAGAAAUUAAUAUCAUUUUUGCGGAAAAUUGAUAUUAUUUCCGUUGAAAGAAAAACACGAAUACCCUGUAUAUACACGAAUGUAAAAAUUGUUAACUGCGCACUCGUCUAUUUAUGAUUUUUUUGCACUUUCUAAUUUUGGGUUGUCUCCUCCAUUUGCGUAAAAUGUUUUUUCUCUCUUUAUAGUUCCUUUCUUCCCAUUAAGUUAUCUGUUUCAAAUUCCGGUUCCAUUGCCAUGGUCAUAAGAAGAAUAAUAGACACCGACUUUGGAACAUUGUUUCCCUUAGUCAAAUUUUGUUGAAAGCGAUGACGUAGGUUUCGGGCAAUGUUUUAUCGCGGAUACGUUUCGUGCAGAUAAUUUAAUAGCGCAUUCGAUUGCUUGCACUAAUGCGCACUGAGUGCAUGCCAAGACUUGUUUCUAGUCAGUUCUUAUAUUCAAAGAUCAUCUGAAAUAUCUCCCGCAAUGUUUCUUAUCCAGAAAAAUGGUCUGUAGCAACGUUUACGCGGGUAAUUUUUUUACUAAAUACUCUUCGAACAUGUACUCUAAAUUGUAUUUAAGACCGACUUAAAUACACACUGAAAAAAAUGUCCGAUUAAAUAUAAUCGGAUAAUCCAAUUACAUGAUAACAAACGGAUAUAU